Verticillium alfalfae VaMs.102 is the source of this 597-nucleotide messenger RNA. RefSeq names its product 60S ribosomal protein L39. Gene Ontology annotation, biological process: translation. Lineage: Eukaryota; Fungi; Ascomycota; Sordariomycetes; Glomerellales; Plectosphaerellaceae. The record is from RefSeq and is a predicted model, not a curated record. Gene Ontology annotation, cellular component: ribosome; cytosolic large ribosomal subunit. Bases 1 to 156 code for a protein of 51 amino acids. Gene Ontology annotation, molecular function: structural constituent of ribosome. The transcript is spliced from 3 exons.
AUGCCGAGCCACAAGUCGUUCCGCACCAAGGUCAAGCUGGCCAAGGCCCAGAAGCAGAACCGUCCCAUUCCCCAAUGGGUUCGUCUCAGGACCGGUAACACCAUCCGCUACAACGCCAAGCGAAGGCACUGGCGCAAGACCAAGCUCGGCAUCUAAACACCACGCCCCAACUCCCCUACGAUCUUCCCACGGCUGUCCCACAUCCACUCAACUCGCGGGCGGUAUCCCCUCUCGCGCGCCCGCUUGUUCCACGCAACUGAACCUGUUCCUCCGUUCUGCUUCGCCUGGCUCCUUCGACAAUUUUCAACGCACACACCAUGCUCGACGAGGUCUACUAUCCACGAACGGGGAAAGGGAAACAAACCGCAAUGGGGCACAGCACAACCUCUACUUUGGGAUUUUUUUCGGGAAGGAAAGCGAUGGUUUUUUGUUAUCGAUGACCGGCGACCAAGGUUCCUUGCUCUCAAAAACUUGGAAUUGUCCCCCUUCCUGGCUGGAAGGGGGGAAAGGGGUCGUACCCGGAUGGGGCCUGGCUAGGCUCUUAGUAUUGCGUCUCACGACCGUAGGGAAAGGAAUGCAAAAAUCAUGAUGCCACUG